AGUUGUGGCUCACACUUGGUUGUCAAGAGUUAUACUGUGAGCCAUGCCAGAACUGCAAGUUUCCUUCGAUUUUCUUUGAAAGGAUUACUUAGCCCUAUACGUACUUUACCAGGAGGGUUGGUCAAAAACUUCGGUUAUUCCUAUGAGGCACCUACUGUAACUUGCGUAAUAGAAGAUGAUACACUAACCAAUCAUUCGGAAGAACUUCGGUUAUCCCAUAAGCUAUUGUGGUUCAUGAUUGGUUGCCAAGAGUGUGUAUUAUGGCUCAAUCAUUUGUUGACUCAGUCGUUUUAUGUUGAUCAAGCCACCAUCGUUACUUGCGAAUUUAUUGUCUGGAAUGAAGCAAAAGACUCAUAUUUCUACACCUUUGAUGACCGAAUUACGUCUUAG
Messenger RNA from Dentiscutata erythropus, 390 nucleotides. Lineage: Eukaryota; Fungi; Glomeromycota; Glomeromycetes; Diversisporales; Gigasporaceae. The record is from the annotation of a GenBank genome assembly.